This is a messenger RNA of Colletotrichum karsti, 1170 nucleotides long. RefSeq lists its product as uncharacterized. The record is from RefSeq and is a predicted model, not a curated record. The transcript has 3 exons. The coding region runs from base 1 to 1170 and encodes 389 amino acids. NCBI's taxonomy places the organism in Eukaryota, Fungi, Ascomycota, Sordariomycetes, Glomerellales, Glomerellaceae.
AUGACACCAAAUCUUCUUGCAAGAGACAAGCAAUACUAUAAGCUUGACAUCACCGACAAUCUACCUCCCGGCACGGACAGCAUACUUCAAUUUGAACUCGAACCACGACAACCGAGGCCACCACCUCCCCCCAAGAGACCGGUUCCAGAAUGGCCGCCUGAAGCGGAAAGAAAAGGAAAAUGGAUCUCCAAGUAUCUAGACAAACUCGAUCCAGAAACAGAAUACGACCAAAUCGUGAAAACGGCAAUCUUCUUCAUGGCAAAUUCCUUCGCCUUUUCAGCAGGAUAUGCGUCGACUUUCAUCCACCUGGUCCAAACUCCCGCCGGAGCCGCCGCGGUGCACCAGACCGCCAAAGCCUAUCGCCGCGGUCACCAGCGGUUUUUUGAGACCCAAGAUUACUUCCUCGACUGGAUGUGGUACGGAAGCGGCUCCGAAAUAAGCAUAAAACGCCUCGAGAGCGUGAAUAAGAUCCACGCGAGCGUCUGGAAGCAAGUGCCCGGCGCUUAUAGUCAUCCCUGGGAAGGCGAGAUGGCCAUUAUUGGCGCGGCGUACUUCGAGACUUAUCUGCGCAAGUUGACAGGGGCGAGGAGAAAGGAGCCGCACCCGAACGUCCAGAGGGCGUGGCCGGAAUGGGGGGAACGGGUGUGCGCCCUCUUGAGAACAGAGCCUGCGGAUGGGUCGCGCAGCUUUGGUGUCAACUUUCCGAGAACUUGGGAAGAGCUUGAGGGUUUCUAUCUGUGGUUUCAGAGGAUUCCUAUGGAGACGUACACCAAUGAGGAAGAUAGUAGAAAGGCACAUGAUGCUUCGGAGGCGUUCUUGAGACAGUUCAGUAUGCUUUGGUUCCCGAGACGAUUCCAAUGGCUGGGUCGACAGGUUGUGUUGACAGUGAUACCGGCUCAGGUCCGAGAGCAUAACCGGAUUGGACACCCGAACCCCUUGGCAGAGACGCUUGUUAAAUUCGCGAUUAAGAUCUACUUGGACGUAAAAGAUGCUUUGCCGGAUCCUGUGAGACCUGUCUUUUCCGACGAGUAUCAUGCGGCUAAAGGAGUGAAUUGGAACAAGACAGACAUCAAGGCGGAGGCAGAGUGGACGCGUCGAGACCAGAUCACCAAUGCUGUCAUGGUUGCAAUGGUGUUAGUGUUCGGGCUGGGUUUGUUCCUAAGAAUCUAA